Diorhabda sublineata is the source of this 3333-nucleotide messenger RNA. Its product is annotated as DNA-binding protein D-ETS-6-like. The record is from RefSeq and is a predicted model, not a curated record. Bases 93 to 1418 code for a protein of 441 amino acids. Gene Ontology annotation, molecular function: DNA-binding transcription factor activity, RNA polymerase II-specific; sequence-specific DNA binding. Gene Ontology annotation, cellular component: nucleus. Gene Ontology annotation, biological process: regulation of transcription by RNA polymerase II; cell differentiation. NCBI's taxonomy places the organism in Eukaryota, Metazoa, Arthropoda, Insecta, Coleoptera, Chrysomelidae. The transcript has 5 exons.
UUUUAAAGUAUCUUUUAAGUGCGCGAAUACCUCAAGACACAUCUAAUGCAUCUAAUGAGACUAAGAAGUGUGAGUCAUCUCAGGAGACUGAGAUGAUUUUACAACAUGGAUGUAUGACUAAACGCACUUUUUGUUCGAGUUCGGAUGAAUUUUGGUUAGGUAGUGAUAAUAUCAGAGAGGAUUUCAGUUUCAGUUCCGCUUUAAUACCGUUCGAUAAAAAUGGAACAAUGGACAGACAAAGUAGCGAAAAUAGCGAAAAUAACGAACAAAGUCACCUGUGCGAUGAGGAAGUACAAAAAUUCGAAAGACAAGAUAGUGCAGAUACGGUUCAAAGUUACGGUGGAGAUAGUUCCUGCUCGUUGGACUUUAUUUUACGUAUUCAAUCACCUUUUGACGCCGAAAAGGAAAUCGACAUUACGAAUACGGAAUUCAGUGAAAAUGUUGAAUGCGGUGAAAUUAGUGCAGAAUCGACGGAAAUACCACAAUCCUCGUCAACCACCGACAGAAAAGUGCUAAACGAAAAUUCCGCAGAAUGCUCAACAACAGGCCUUGAUGAAACGGUUUUAGUUCCUUCAGAUCCAUUGGAAUGGACCACCACCCACAUAAAAGCAUGGUUAGAAUGGUGUACUAGGAAAUUCUCGUUACAUCCGAAACCGGACCCAAAUAAAUUUCCCGGAACUGGUCCCGAAAUAUGUGAAUUAAAUAGAAUCGAAUUUGAAGAGAGGGCCGAUAGCUCUAGAUCAGGAAAAAUUCUUGCCAAAUACAUAGCAUACCUUCGACACAGUGUAACGGGAAGAGCGAGCAGUCCGUUGAAUGUAGAAUGUAAAGAAUUUGAGGAUGAUACAGACGACGAUGAACAAGAUCCUUAUCAACUGUUAAACGCAGCUACGAGUCGAUUGGUAGCGCAAGGUUCGGGUCAGAUCCAACUGUGGCAGUUUCUUCUCGAACUGCUCAACGAUUCGUCGAACGCCGCUUGUAUCACGUGGGAAGGCACCAAUGGGGAAUUCAAACUCACCGAUCCCGACGAGGUAGCCAGGAGAUGGGGAGAGAGAAAAUCAAAACCGAAUAUGAACUAUGACAAACUCAGUCGAGCUCUUAGGUAUUACUACGACAAGAAUAUUAUGUCAAAAGUCCAUGGUAAAAGAUACGCAUACAAAUUCGAUUUUCAAGGUUUAAUGGUUGCUUGUCAGGCUCAAGCACAAGGCCAAGGAGAUGUUCUUCCCACUUACCACAAAUAUCAACCGCAUCAGAGCGAUUUAGGUGCUGCGUUGUAUCAAACCGGUCACCCAACCAAUCACAGAUUACCCAGUAUUUUACCAACUACUACUCAACAUUCCCAAACAGGACUCUUCCCACCACCCAGCUAUUGGCCCUACUCUCCAGGAACGUUCGAUCCUAGAGGUGGACAUUUUAAUUGAAGAUAUUAGUGAAUUACGUUCAUUAUAUGUUCAGAUAGUCUAUCAAACAUCCGAAUCAUUUUUUAUACCAUAUCAUCGUUUUCGAUAUUGAAAAACCAAGGCGAAAAUAUUAUUUACCAUCAAUCUACAUUGAUGGUAAAGCUUUUUGUGUCCAGUAUAAAAGAUAAUAUAAUUAUCAGUACCCUGGAGGUAGUACGAUGAUUACUGAACAAGAAAUCUACUGAACUGUAGGUCUAAAUCUGAUCUAAACUUUACUACUAACAAAAAAUAAAUCUGAGGAAGAAUCAAGAUGUAAAAUUUAUACAAUAUUAAGAAAGGUACUUUUCUAUAAUACACAUCAAUAAAGUGAAUAGUUUAUAAGCCGUUUUGCGCCAAUAUAUAGACAACCAAGAUUACUUACACACCAUGAGGACUUCUCGGAAACUAUACUUGCGUGCAUAGAAAUCGGCUCACUAUAAACUUUUGACUGCAACUGUAUAUUUUUUUAAUUAUUCAUCACAUAAAAAAAAAUAUUCUGUUUUGAAAGACAAAAAACUUAUUUCGAUUUCUUAUAAAUUGCUAGGAGCUCCUCUUGCCCUAAUAACAACUCUCAUACGAUUAGGCAUAAAUCUAAUAAAAGUUAGCUAUUGUUUCUUGUGGGAGGUUAAGAUGUUGAGCUAAUCUUCUUCUACGGCAACAAUAAGCUCUGGGAUCGAAUUUGGAGUAGGCAGUUUAGUUCGAAUUCUUCUUUUUUUUAGCUUAGGUCAGGACUGUAACCCGAAAACCGACUUCUGCAUUGUAAUCUUGCACACUUUUGGCGGUAUGCGGCCUUGCAUUGUUAUGCAUAAAGGUAAAUUCGUCUACAAUGUAAGAUAACACAUGAAAUGCCAAAAUCUCCUCGAUAUAUAUAUCUAUCGGUCGUUAAGCCUCUUCUUCCGUGAACACGGUCACCCCUACGAAGGAAAACAGGGUCGGUUCGUGCUCUAGUAGAAAAUGCACCACAGAUCAUGCAGGAACCAGUUCCAUAAGCACUCCGAUCUUUAAAGAAGUAAUCUCUCUUGGUCUUCAGUAUACUUUCCUUCUUCAGUCGCUACCAUGGAGGUGUAUUCUGGUCUCAUCUGAUAACAGAACUGUUGAAGAGCUAGAGUAAGUUUUGGACUAAUCGCAGGUGUUUUAGGGGUAAGGUUAUUUCAUUCAGUCUUCAUCUUACUGUUCACUGAAUAAUAGUCAAUCCUCGCACCUCAUGAAGCUGUCGUUGCACUUGAACGGCAUUAAGAUGACGAUUUCUUAAUGUUGUUGCACAGUAAAGAGGAAAUCACGAACGGUUGUCAAUCACCUUCAGCCUUUUCCAGGUCGCUUAUGAAGGGAUCGAAUCUCCUCAUAACGUUGGAGCACUUCUCGAACCCAGCGCGGGUCAUAUCCAAUUGACAAGCAACAGCUCGCUGACCAAGUCCAUUUUCGAUUAAAGCAAUAACUUGGGCAGCUUUUUGUGGUGUAGUAUCCAUUAAACUAACACAAUUGAAUGUUAUUUAGAUUCUAAAUACAAAAAAACGAAUAAUAUGCAAAUUUCAGCAAUAAUUUUAAUACUUGACAAAUAUGUUUUUUCGUUACCAUCACCACAUAAACAAGUUUCCUUUGUUUACUGGUUACUACGUAUAUAAACGAUAAGCCUUGCAUUAAGUUCACUAUGUUGAACAUUUAAAAUCGAAAUAAGUUUUCAUAAAUGUAUACUCACAUUAAAGCAUAUUAAAUUGUCUAAAAUAGAAGAUUUCUUUUUUUGAUCUGAUGAAUAAUUUAGAAAUAUAUAUAUAGUUAAGUGUGUGAUAGGGUUGACCAGAUCAUGAUCAGAAUGUUUGGGAAACUAACCAGGAUCACAUUCAUUGUUAAUUAGAAACUGCUCGCGGUUAUCGGAUGUGAUCUGAUCUUUCUAUCUUGG